Podarcis lilfordi (Lilford's wall lizard) is the source of this 4687-nucleotide messenger RNA. The record is from the annotation of a GenBank genome assembly. Lineage: Eukaryota; Metazoa; Chordata; Lepidosauria; Squamata; Lacertidae.
AUGGCCCCCCUGACCACCCAGACCCUACUAAAUGACCCCGACUGGAACUAUAACACUGACAACGGCAUAUGGGGUUUAAAAAUUUUUAAGAAAGCCAUCCUAGAUGGUAUUAAAGCUGCGGGACAGCGAACCGUAAACUGGACCAAAGUCCAAGCCGUCCUUCAAGGACCUGAUGAACAUCCAUCUGACUACUACUCAAGGCUAGUCUCAGCCAUUAAGACCUGGGGGGGAAUAGAUCCGGAGAGCCCCCAGCACGAAGUAAUAGUCAAAGGAUUUUUUAAAGAUCAAGCUACACCCGACAUUAGAAAAGCAUUGAAUUCGCACCUAGGGUAUGAUGGAAAAACCAUAAAUGAAAUCCUUUCCAUCGCUAAAUCCGUCUUCAACACAAGGGAUGAACGGAAAAGAAAAGACCAAAGGCCCGAUCUCCCACGGGUGUUAGCCUAUGCGGCUGGGGUUCCUAACCCCAAAGAAAAAUUUAAGUCAUGGGGACCUGAACUACUAGAUGACCGCGUUUGUUACAACUGUAAUGAAGUAGGACAUAUAAGAAGAAAUUGCCCCCUUGUGACAGGAUCCAAAAGGAUCGAAUAUAGAAAUCCAAGACCAUACCAGUCUGACUACAGGGAAACCACCCACCCCAGGUACAGGGAGUCUACCACCCCAUACCGACCUAAUCAAUCCCCAACCCGAACGCAACCCUACGCGGAACCCCCUCCUCCACAACCGCGACCACGAAAUCAACCCCACGAAGCUACCAACCCCUUUAAACAGGGCGGUCGCCCCACAAACCCAACUCAUGAGAUGGUAAUGGAGGAAUACCAGGCGCAUUGACAAUUAGAAGCAGAUCCCGCCUCCUUUUCUUUCCUAUGCCCAGUCUUACAACUAUCCUCUUCCGACCCCAUAUGCACUAUGCAAAUUGAUGGCCAGUCGUAUGAUUGUCUCCUAGACACUGGGGCCACCUACUCCACCCUUACGAAUAGCCAUUUAGCACCGGGAGACGAAACCAGAACCGUAGUAGGACUUGAUGGAAUCCCCCGGAACUGCCCCCUUUCCAAGCCUGCGAGAGUCUCCGUCGGACCUCUAUCGGUUAAACAUACUUUCCUACUAACUUCCAGCCCAGUUAACCUCCUGGGGAGGGAUCUGCUAUGUAAGUUGAACGCUACUAUACAAUGCGGCCAAGAAGGGAUUUACUUGCACAUGCCGAACGACUCCAUUUUCAACUUCCAAGGGGUUCUUCAAGAAGCUAACAACAAAUUCCCUGACCUUCCUCCCGAGCUUCUUAAUAGCGUCCCCUCUUGGUUAUGGGGAACUGAAUCAACAUCCGUUGGACUCCUAAAGUCGGCAACCCCAGUAAAAGUUAACUACAGGAAAGACCUACCAUUCCCCUGUACAAAACAAUACCCUUUGCCUCCUGAAGCAAUCGAAGGACUUACCCCAAUGAUUGAUGAAUUUUUGAAAAUGGGAAUCCUAGUUCCCUGUGCCUCCCCAUGUAAUACCCCGCUUCUCCCCGUCAAGAAGCCAAACACUAACCCUGUCAAAUGGCGCCUCGUCCAAGACCUUCGACUCAUCAACUCUUUCGUUAUCCCCAGACACGCUGUUGUAGCCAACCCCACCACCUUUUGAGCACGAUCCCGGAGGGAACUGUCGUCUACUCCGUCAUAGACCUAUGUUCCGCCUUCUUUAGCAUCCCCGUGGACCCAGAAAGCCAAUUCCUCUUUGCCUUUACCUGGCAAACCGGUCAAUUAACAUGGACUCGGUUACCCCAGGGAUACGUGGAAUCUCCGGCAAUCUUUUCUUCCAUAUUACACCAGGACUUACUAGACGUGAACCUUCCGGGAGGCUCCGCCCUCAGGCUCUAUGUGGAUGACAUUUUACUUUGUGGGCGGGACUUGGAAUCCUGUAAGUCAGACACUAUAGCCCUCCUGACAAUACUCGCGCACAAGGGACACAAAGUAUCCCCCAAAAAGAUACAGUACUGCCAAAAGGAAGUGAAAUAUCUUGGCCACAUCCUUGGAGAAGGCACCCGUGCCCUCGCCACAGAUAGGAUUGAAGCCAUAACGAAGCUGCCCCUCCCCAAGACUAAGAGGCAGCUCAGGGGCUUCAUCGGGAUGAGUGGGUUUUGCCGAGCAUGGAUCCCCCGCUACGGAGAAUUCACUCGACCCUAUUACCUCUUUGACAAACUAAUAUGCCCCAGUCCACUUGCAAUGGAGUGCAGAGGCACUCGAAGCCUUUGAAUCUAUCAAACGGGAACUGAGGUCUUCACCUGCCCUCGGACUCCUGACUAUAGACUACCUUUCUCUUUAUUCGUCCAUGAAAAUAAAGGAGUAGCCUCGGGUGUCCUUACGCAACCUUUUCAGGGAAGGAACAGGCCCGUCGCUUACUACAGCCUUCAACUGGACACUACCGUAAUGGGAAAUGUGGGGUGCCUUAGAGCAGUAGCAGCUGCAGCACUACUUCUUGAAAAGGCGCAGGAGACCGUCUUAGGACAUGAACUAACCGUAAAUGUUCCCCAUGCCGUGGCCACCCUCCUCAGCUUGCAAGGAUGCCAACGCUUCACGAUCCAAAGACUGAAUAGAUAUGAAGCCAUCCUCCUUAGUCCGUCUAAUGUUACCAUAAAAAGGGUGAACUCCCUUAAUCCGGCAACCCUCCUUCCCCUCCCUGACGAUGGCACCCCGCACCACGACUGUUCUCAGGUGGUCCGACACGCUGAAAAACCACGUGAGGACCUCGACUAUCUUCCCUUAAGCAACCCCGAUCUUAUAUUAUACACCGACGGGAGCUCAAAAAUUGUGGGAGGGGAACGGAAAAGUGGAUAUGCAGUUGUCAGCGACACUGACAUCCUUGAAGCGCGUCCUGUCCAUGCUAGGUUUAGCGCACAGGCUGCAGAACUUAUCGCCCUGAUCCGAGCCUGCGAAUUAGCAACAGGACAGAGGGUCACUAUUUACACAGAUUCUAAAUAUUGCUUUGGGUUAGUUCAUGCCACCGGACAAAUCUGGCUACAGAGGGGUUUUCUGACCGCUGCAGGCACCCAAAUAGCCCACGCACCUCUAGUACAACGCCUUAUGGAUUCUAUACAUCUUCCAGAAGAAAUAGCAGUAGUCCAUUGCAAAGCCCAUACCAAGGGAAAAGACCCAGUAUCAAUGGGGAACCGCUGUGCUGACCGCGUGGCACAAGAAGCAGCCCUCCAACCACUGUCUGCAGAUGGUGAAUUUCAGGGACCCCAGGUUCCGUCGGACGUAGACUUUAACCUAAUGUAUAAAACCGCCACCCCAGAAGAAAUAAAGGGAUGGGAAGAGCAGGGAGCUCUCUUCAGCAACGGCAUAUGGUACCCCCCUGACAAAAGACUCAUAAUGCCCCGGCUCUGGGUACCCAAACACAUAAGAAUACUACAUCAGUGUACCCACUGGGAAGGGACAAACUCAUAGACUCUGUCCAACGCUGCUGGUACGCUCCAGGACUGGCUCUGGCUGCAAAAUCAGCAGUAAAGAAUUGUCACACCUGCCAAACCUUUAAUCCAAAGCAUACUGCCAGAUGUCCGCCAGGAGCCAGACCGUGGGCUUUUGUCCCUUUCGAAAGCCUUCAAGUCGACUUCAUAGACCUACCCCCUUGUCAGGGCUACAAGCAUGCCCUUGUCAUUAUUGAUCAAUUAACAGGAUGGGUGGAAUGUCUCCCGACUCGCCGAGCUACUGCCCAAAUGGUUGCAAAAACCCUACUGCAUGAAAUAAUACCGCGUUUCGGGGUUCCGAGACACAUAGACAGUGACAGGGGCUCACACUUCACUUCCGACGUAGUCCAACAAGUCGCUAAAGCCCUAGGGAUCAAAUGGAGAUUGCAUACCCCAUACCACCCCCCUUCCUCAGGGCAGGUUGAACGAAUGAAUCAACAAUUAAAGUCCCAGCUAGGAAAGCUCUGCAGGGACUCUGGAAUUAAGUGGGUCAAUGCCCUCCCCUUGGUUCUACACAAUCUCAGAGCAUGCCCCCGUGGGAAUCUGAACCUAUCUCCUUAUGAACUGCUUUUUGGAAGACCCUCCCCCGUGUAUAGCACGCAAUUCCCCCCAUCAGAACUAGAGGUAGGCGAGUCUGAAUUGACCAAAUAUAUAAUACAGCUCCAGAAGCAACUCAUUGUUCUCCACAGAUACGCGGCAGCAGGCCAGAACCUACCCCUCGACGAGAACAUCCAUCCGUUCCAACCAGGGGACUGGAUAUUGGCAAAGACUUACCAGAAGGUACCCCUACAACCUACCUGGGAAGGACCUUACCAGGUCCUUCUCACAACCCCCACCUCCGUCAAAGUAGCGGAGAAGUCGGCCUGGCUGCAUCAUACCCGCUGCAAACCUUCUUCACCACCUGACCUUACCGACGACGACGCACCCUACACCACCCCCCCCACAACCGCCAGAGGCCGAAGCCGACAUAGAGGUAGCCCAACAGACCGGACCAGAUCGGGGCACGAAUCGGGCCCAACAGACCGGACCAGAUCGGGGCACGAAUCGGGCCCAACAGACCGGACCAGAUCGGGGCACGCAUCGAGCCCUACAGACCGGACCUGCUUUAACGUCAUCACCGACCCAUUGGACCUCCGAAAUCGUCCCCACAACGAACAGCCAAGAGCACCCACCGAUCCGCCUCCGACUCCGAAAAGCAUCACAGCUCGCCGCUUGACAGCUCGCCGCUUGACAGCUCGCCUUUGA